CGGAGGCUCGGGCAGCAGGAGGAGCGUGUGAGUUGUGGGCGUCCCUUUAAGAGCGGCCGUCCGAGCCGGCCUCCGCCUUUCAGUCCGCCGAGCGCCGCCGGUCACCUGAGGCUCGCAGGGCAGCCGGCUGGCGGCGGGGCCGGCCGUCUCGCUAGAGGAGCCGGGAGACGCGCGACCCGGACGCCAGGUGCCGGGAGCCGACUGCGAGCGUGCCCGGCCGGCGCCCGUCCGCCACGGAGGAUGCGGGAGCGCAUCUGGGCGCCGCUGCCGUUGCUGCUACCCUGGCUACUGCUGCCGCCGCCGCUGUGGAGCGGCCCCCCGGACAGCCGGCACCCGGAGCGGGAGCCCGAGCCCGGGCCUUUGCAGCCCUUCGACCUGCUCUACGCCAGCGGCGUGGCCGCCUACUACAGCGGGGACUACGAGCUGGCUGUGCGCGACCUGGAAGCCGCUCUGCGCAGCCACCGGCGCCUGCGGGAGAUCCGCGCGCGCUGCGCCCGCCACUGCGCCGCCCGCCGCCCGCUCGCGCCGCCCGGCGCUGGCCCGGGAGCCGAGCUGCCCUUCUUCCGCGCGCUGCUCGAGCGGGCGCGGUGCUACCGCAGCUGCCAGAGCCAGCGCCUAGGGGGGCCCGUGUCCCGCCACCGCGCCAGCGAGGAUGUGCGCAGCGACUUCCAGCGCAGAGUGCCCUACAACUACCUGCAGCGGGCCUACAUCAAGCUUAACCAGAUGGAAAAGGCAGCAGCAGCAGCACACACAUUUUUCAUGGCCAACCCCGAGCACAUGGAAAUGCAGCAGAGUAUCGAGAAUUACAGAACGACGGCGGGCGUUGAAGACCUCCAACUGGUAGACCAGGAGGCCAGACCACACCUGGAGAGUUAUAGUGCAGGAGUCAAACAUUAUGAAGCUGAUGACUUUGAACUAGCUAUCAAGUACUUUGAACAAGCUUUAAGAGAAUAUUUCAAUGAAGACAUGGAGUGCAGAGUCCUGUGUGAGGGGCCUCAGAGAUUUGAGGAAUAUGAAUACCUAGGGUACAAAGCUGGUCUCUAUGAAGCCAUUGCAGAUCACUAUGUGCAGGUGCUGGUUUGUCAGCAUGAAUGUGUGAGGGAGCUUGCCACACGCCCCGGCCGCCUCUCGCCAAUCGAGAACUUUCUUCCCCUGCACUAUGACUACCUACAGUUUGCCUACUAUCGAGUUGGCGAACAUGUAAAAGCCUUGGAGUGUGCCAAGGCCUAUCUUCUACUGCAUCCAGAUGACGAGGAUGUCCUCGACAAUGUGGAUUACUAUGAGAGUCUACUGGAUGACAACCUUGACCCAGCAUCUGUCGAGGCCAGAGAGGAUUUGGCGAUGUAUGUGAAGCGGCAUAAGCUGGAAUCAGAGCUAAUAAAAUCAGCUGCAGAGGGUCUGGGAUUUUCAUACACUGAACCAAAUUAUUGGAUUCGUUAUGGAGGAAGACAAGAUGAGAAUAGGGUCCCUUCAGGAGUGAAUGUGGAGGGGGCAGAAGUUCAUGGAUUGUCAAUGGGGAAAAAGUCAUUGCCCAAGAUAGGCCGAGACCUAAGAGAGGGUGGCCCUCUGCUCUAUGAGAACAUCACGUUUGUCUACAACUCGGAGCAGCUGAACGGGACUCAGCGCGUCCUCCUGGAUAACGUCCUGUCGGAGGAGCAAUGCCGGGAGCUGCACAGCGUGGCCAGUGGGAUCAUGCUUGUUGGUGAUGGAUAUAGAGGAAAAACUUCACCCCAUACACCCAAUGAAAAGUUCGAAGGUGCAACUGUCCUGAAAGCACUCAAAUUUGGUUAUGAAGGCCGAGUCCCCCUGAAGAGCGCCCGUCUGUUUUAUGACAUCAGCGAGAAGGCUCGAAAGAUUGUAGAAUCCUAUUUCAUGCUGAACUCAACCCUGUAUUUUUCCUACACGCACAUGGUCUGCCGCACAGCCCUGUCGGGUCAACAGGAUAGAAGAAAUGACCUCAGUCAUCCCAUCCAUGCUGACAACUGCCUGCUGGAUCCGGAGGCCAAUGAAUGCUGGAAGGAGCCUCCUGCUUACACAUUCCGGGACUAUAGUGCUCUCCUAUAUAUGAAUGAUGACUUUGAAGGAGGAGAAUUCAUAUUCACUGAGAUGGAUGCCAAGACUGUGACUGCCUCUAUAAAACCAAAGUGUGGGCGCAUGAUCAGCUUCUCGUCUGGAGGAGAGAACCCACAUGGGGUGAAGGCAGUCACCAAGGGCCAGAGGUGUGCUGUGGCUCUGUGGUUUACCUUGGACCCACUUUAUAGAGAAUUGGAGCGAAUACAGGCCGAUGAAGUGAUCGCGAUCCUGGAUCAAGAACAGCAUGGGAAGCACGAACUCAAUAUCAAUCCCAAAGAUGAGCUAUAAAAAUGAGAAAAAGAGUACUCUAUCAAAUAUUUAUUUAAAUUGUUAAUCUUAUGAGAACUUUUUUAUUUUUGUACAGAGCCACGGUAUAAAUUAACAUGUUAAUAUGAGUCAGCGAAUCUCCCUUCUGUGCCUAAGGAUGCUUGCUUUGCCUCAGUCUGUCUGUCUGUCUUGGUUUUCCCAGCAGAUUGUCUCUCAAAGCCCAGUCACCCCUUCCCCACCGUGCACAUGCUCACGUGUGCGCGCGCACACACACACACACACACACACACACACUUCAUUUGCUGCAGAUCCUAAAACUCAAGCAGAAAGAAUAAGUCCUUUCCUGGCGAAACAACUCCCAUGCAUGCCCAGAUCUAAAGUUAGAGUGUGAUUGGACUCAGAAGGCUUUUCUGGCUCUGUGCCUUUCAGCCAAUGUCUCUCCCAGAGCUGAUGGCUGUGACUCUGAAGAGUCUAUGGCGAGGUCAGAACUGCUUCAAGUCACUGCCCUGAGGGCCCCCCAGGCUCUGCAAAGGAGCAGCUCUGAUGAAGACUGUGAGAUGGAGGGGUCAGCCUCCCCAGGCCUGGGUGGAGUUUUUGACUCUGGUGUUGUUAGCACAGAGCACCCUUACACUGGAAGCUUUGAUUCACCCUCCACUAUGCACUAGUCCAGAAAGGUCUGCCCUAGGAUUGCUGUCUUUAAAAAGUGUUGUUCAAGGGUUGAAGUAGAAUGGCUCUUCAUCCCAGCAGUUCUGGAAGAAAAUCUUUAAUCCUACCUGAAUGUGGGCACCAUGGCUACAUUGCCCGAGAGAGGGAUGUUUUGUUCUUCAGGGAGAAAAAAUGGAUUUCUGGUUGAUUCCACUCUUCAUCUGAGUGUAUUUUGAGCCCCCCUUCCCCUUCCCCCACCUUUGGCGCUCUCCAGCUCAUGGAUUUUAGUGUUUGUAUCUGAUUUGUUUAAUAAAGGGAGGCUUGUUUUAA
This is a messenger RNA of Dama dama (fallow deer), 3315 nucleotides long. RefSeq names its product prolyl 3-hydroxylase 2 (gene P3H2). Gene Ontology annotation, cellular component: endoplasmic reticulum. The record is from RefSeq and is a predicted model, not a curated record. Gene Ontology annotation, molecular function: procollagen-proline 3-dioxygenase activity; iron ion binding; protein binding. The transcript is spliced from 15 exons. Bases 241 to 2361 code for a protein of 706 amino acids. Lineage: Eukaryota; Metazoa; Chordata; Mammalia; Artiodactyla; Cervidae. Gene Ontology annotation, biological process: collagen metabolic process.